Clupea harengus (Atlantic herring) is the source of this 3995-nucleotide messenger RNA. It is a transcript of the gene gga1, whose product is annotated as golgi associated, gamma adaptin ear containing, ARF binding protein 1. Gene Ontology annotation, biological process: Golgi to plasma membrane transport; intracellular protein transport; protein localization to cell surface. The record is from RefSeq and is a predicted model, not a curated record. Lineage: Eukaryota; Metazoa; Chordata; Actinopteri; Clupeiformes; Clupeidae. Gene Ontology annotation, molecular function: ubiquitin binding; small GTPase binding; phosphatidylinositol binding. Gene Ontology annotation, cellular component: trans-Golgi network.
CAUUGCGUAAGAUCCGAGUCCAGCAAUCAUCGCGAGACUGUCGACCUGCCGAAGGAAUCCCCGAAAGAUGGCGGCGCCGCCAGACGAGGGGAGCUUGGAGUCUCGCAUCAACAAAGCUACGAACCCACUCAACAGAGAGACUGACUGGGAGAGCAUUCAAGCUUUCUGUGAACGACUGAAUAAUGAACCUGACGGUCCUCAGCUGGCCACCAGGCUUCUGGCCCACAAGAUCCAGUCGCCCCAGGAGUGGGAAGCCAUGCAAGCACUAAUGGUUCUAGAAACAUGCAUGAAGAGCUGUGGGAAAAGGUUCCAUAGUGAGGUGGGGAAGUUCCGCUUCCUGAACGAACUCAUCAAAGUAGUCUCUCCCAAGUAUUUAGGCUCGCGUGCCCCAGAACCCGUGAAGAAGAAAGUGCUGGAGGUCAUGUUCAGCUGGACCUUGACACUGCCAGAGGAGACUAAAAUCUCUGAUGCUUAUCAGAUGCUGAAGAAGCAAGGCAUUGUGAAGCAGGACCCUGCACUUCCUGAUGACGGACCCCUCCCACUACCAGCAGCCAGACCUAAGAACGCCAUCUUUGAGGAUGAGGAGAAGUCAAAGAUGCUGGCGCGCCUGUUGAACAGCACUCACCCCGAGGACCUGCGGGCCGCCAACAAACUCAUCAAGGAAAUGGUGCAGGAAGACCAGAAGCGGAUGGAGAAGGUGUCCAAGCGGGUGAACGCCAUCCAGGAGGUGAAGGAGAGCGUGGGGCUGCUGACCCAGCUCCUGGGAGACUACAGCAAGGAGAGCGUCGAGAACAACGAGGAGCUGAUCAAGGACUUGUACCAGCGCUGUGAGAAGAUGAGGCCCACACUGUUCCGUCUAGCCAGCGACACAGAGGACAAUGACGAGGCCUUAGCGGAGAUCCUGCAGGCCAAUGACAGCCUGACCCAGGUGAUCAACCUCUACAGGCAGCUGGUGAAGGGUGAGGAGGUCAACGGGGACAGCUCCACCAUGCCUCAGCUCACAGGAAGUAGCACUGCUCUGCUGGACCUGUCAGGCCUUGACACUUCACCCUCUGCUCCGACUGUCCCAGAAUUCCCCUCUCAGCCCACCCCCUCACAGGAAAUUGGCAUGAGCCUGCUGGAUGAUGAGCUCAUGUCGCUAGGUUUGACUGAUGUUGCCCCUGCAAUCUCUAACCUGGCUUCCCAGUCUGGGGAUGCCACAACAUGGAACUCUUUUCAGUCCUCUGAUAGUGUCGAAACACCUGCUCCGGUGGCGCCUGCAGCGGUGCUGUUGCCAUCGGUGACGGCAGCACCUGCAGCCCCAGCGACCGUGGCCCCGCUUGCCUCGAGGGCCCUGGAUGAGCUGGACCUGCUGGGCAAGACGCUGCUGCAGCAGUCCCUUCCCCCAGAGAGCCAGCAGGUGAAAUGGGACAAACUUCAGUCUCACUCCAGACCCACACUCCGCGACCUUCAGACCAAGACCACCACAAACCCCAGCCCGACGCCCAGUCCCAUCCUGACCCUGGCCUCCGAGCAGCCUGGGACUCUCCUGGACUCUCAGGCUGGCAUUGGAGCUCCCUCGCUAGGCUUGACCACUAGCUCUUCUCCCCAGAAUGACAUUUCCUUAGCUAAUGUGAUUGUUCCCUUGGAGUCCAUCAAACCCAGUAGCAUGUUGCCUGUGACGAUAUUUGACAAACACAGUUUGCGGGUGUUAUUUCACUACGCACGGGACAGUCCCCCGUCACGGCCGGACGUGCUAGUGGUCAUCAUCUCCAUGCUGUCCUCCGCCCCCAUACCCAUCACCAACAUUCGCCUCCAGUCGGCCGUCCCCAAGACUAUGAGGGUGAAGCUGCAGCCCCCAUCGGGCACGGAGCUGCCCGCCUUCAACCCCAUCCUCCCCCCCGCCGCCAUCACCCAAGUCCUGCUGCUGGCUAACCCCCACAAGGAGAAAGUGCGAUUGCGGUACAAGCUCACCUUCGAUCUAGGAGAAGAAUCACAUGAUGAGUCUGGGGACGUUGAACAGUUUCCACCCCCAGAGAACUGGGGGGACCUUUAGGAGGACGGACCUGCUUCCCGUUUGACGACCCCUUCUGCUUCCUACUGCUCUUGCCUGAUGGCGUGAACUUGAUACAAUAUUCUUGUCGAUGGUCCUGCUUUUUGAAUCUGCAGUCCGUUUUCAUUGCCCACAGCGGACUCUUUGGCUCUGCCUCAAGCCUAUCUGUCUGUCUAUCUAGUGUGUCUGUUUCUUUCUUUUCUUUUGAAUCAUUCCAAAUGAUUGACGGUCAUGAAAUCAGCCAUGUUCCUCUGCUUGAACACUGUACUUGAUUUAGCUGUGUGGAAAUGUAACCGACUACAACAACAACAACAACAACAACAACACCCCCAUUGCUUUGACUUCCGAGCAAUUAAGUUGGGCCUUUUUAAACAGAACAUGUGUGUGCAUGAAUUUGUGUGUGUGUGUGUGUGUGUGUGUGUGUGUGUGUGUGUGUAUGAGUGUAUGUGGGAUUGUUUGCAUUUAUGUCCAGCAUUUACUCAUCCGUGUCGUCAUCUACUAUAGAAUGAAAUGAAGCCUUCAGUCGUCUCAGUUUUACCAGUUGCACAGUGGCAGACAUGCAUAGUGGAGCCAGUGAGGUUUCGCACUACACAACCGUGAGUGGAUAAUGUCCCUGUUACUGUGAUAUAAUAUGCAUCCAGUCUUCUACAAAGGAAAUCCAAACUAUCCCUUUACCAAGGACUUGAAGUUAAGCUUAUUGUUUUCAGCUGUUGUGUGUUUUAUUCAUUUGUUUUUCUUUUUUCUUCUUCUUUUGUUCUGUCUGUUAUGCACUUUGUUUUGCACAUGACCUCCCAAAUACUGACUUCUUGUUACUCUUCUACAUUAUGUAGUAUUCACCUUAAAGACAAAACACAGCAGAAUCUCACCGGGUCUUCAGAAGGAACACUAAAGGGGGAAUCAUGCAAACCUUUUUGUGUUCUAACCUUUGACCUCCUGCACGUCCCUGGUUGACUGCUGUUGACACCCAAAGGGAGCCCCACCCCCUCCUGGGGCUCGACCAGGCGAGCCGUCAAUGCCGAAUUCUUGUUUGAAAAUCUACCGUAUGUGCCUGAUCUGACACGUUUCUUUCGCAUUUCUAGGUCCCGUCUGAUUCGGUUUCAUGUCCUUUUUUUUUUAUUAUUACCUUUUUUUUUUUUUAUAGAUACAUGCCGCACAUUUAGUCUUUGAGUUUGGAAUUCCAGUUUGAAGAGAGCUGUUUGCAGUCGUUUUUUUUAUUAUUUAUGUUUUUUUUUUUUUUUACCCCUCGUCAUUUCUGGUUGGGAACGUAAUCGUGUUCACACACUAAUCAUACAGAGCCCCGUGGCCAGGGAAGAAAGGUUGAGAAUCUGUGUGUAAAUAUACCAGAUCCUAAAGAAUAGGAAAAAAAAACUCCAAUAAUUGGAACUCUCAUCACCCUCGGAAAACAAACCAUCCUACAUGUGCUGGCUUUCUGGAUCUUCCCCUGGAAUAUUCUGAUGAGAAUUCUAUUGUAAUGUUGCACUUCUGACUGUAACCCCCCCCGCUCUGUCCUUGUCUGGUUGAGCCUGUCUUCCCAGCCUUGGGGAGGCUGAGAAUGAAUGAUUUCCCUCCAGGAGAGACUGAACAGAUGAGGUACUCUGUAAAUGGGAGUAGAAUGGCUUCCGCCUGAGGAGGAAUGCCGAGGCACUUGGCUGCCAUAGCAACGUGGCAUUCUUGCAGUCAACCUAACACAUUCCAAAUACCCCCAUACGCCCACCUGCACCCCCUCAACGUGCACACAGCCCGCCCACUUCACCACCCUCCCCGCCCACUUCACCACCCUCCCCUCACUAUCUCAUCACGGUUCUGACUUUGUAAAUAGUAUCGGUAUUGCAAUUAUGUACAUUUGCCAAAAAAAAAAAAAAUACAAAGAUGCAAAUUCAUUAUGGAGGGAAAAUGGAGAGAAUGUAGUGCAAAUAUGUAUUUAAGGGAAAUAAAAGUUAUUCUUUUUCUCGGGGGUUUAAAA